Messenger RNA from Zingiber officinale, 3209 nucleotides. RefSeq lists its product as uncharacterized. Bases 60 to 2054 code for a protein of 664 amino acids. Lineage: Eukaryota; Viridiplantae; Streptophyta; Magnoliopsida; Zingiberales; Zingiberaceae. The record is from RefSeq and is a predicted model, not a curated record. The transcript is spliced from 3 exons.
CCUCCCUCUUGAUCUCCUUGUGCGCCGAACCGGGUAGGAGAGGGAGACGACAAGAAGAAAUGGAGCUCGUCCCUUACUCCUCCUCUGAUCCACAACCUCACGCUAAUCUGCCUUGGUCGGAGAUGUUCCGCUCCGCCUCCCUCCGCCGCCCGCCCGACGAGCAAUUCCCCUCUCGUCCGCCUUCCCCUCCCUCCUCGCGCCGCGUCCCCCAAUCUGCGUCCUUGCAACCCCAACAGCCUCCGCCGUCGCCUCCGGCGACCGAUUCCCACGCCGCCGCUCGACUCGCUCUCUACAUCGCUAUGGCCCACGCUGGCCUUGCUUUCUCCCUCCUCCUACUCUAUGGAAUCUAUUGUCUCCUUCACGACUUCGUACGUCCCCUCAUGUGGGCGCUUCUCUGCUCCAUCCCCCUUCGUCAACUCCAGAGCGCCGUCGUUGCCUUCUGGUCGCCGCCCAUCCGCCUUGGUCUCGUCUCCACCCUCCUUGCUGUCCCCGCCGCCCUGCUCCGCGCUUCCACAGACACCCUUUCUGAUCUCCGCGCUGCCGUGCUCCGCCGCAAGGUGCGUAACUCCCCCCGGGACGGCUUCUCUAUCCUCGUACGCUGGCUCAUCUCCUUCUGGGUCUUCGUAAUAUCCUACGAGCGACUCGGCCCUGUGGCAACUGCCGCCCUCUUCGCCGUCGGCCUCCUCGUCGUUCCCACUGCUACCUCGGCCGUGAAAAAUUCCAGUUUUGCGGCUGGCCGGUCCAACUCCUCUGGCAACGGAAGAGGUGGAAUUUUCACGACUACCGUCCUGAAGCACCUCAACACCAUCGUCGCCGUUGGUUUAAUCGUGGGGGUGAUCAUCGGCGUCUUGGCCGGCGGCGUCUUCUUCUCCUACAAAAUCGGAGUAGAAGGAAAGGAUGCCGUGAUAUCACUUAAAUCCCACGUACAAAGCAGCAACUACUCCGAGAGGAUUGGAUUCAACAAGUGGAUGGAGGAUAAUGAUAUCCCAGGGCUGAUGGAUCAGUACUCUGCAAAGCUUUAUGACACAGUUUGGCAGCAAAUCGAUAGCUUGGCAAUUCAGUAUAACCUGUCUGAUUUCUCAAAUGGUUUCAGACAUUUCUUUAUCAGCCAGUCGGCGAAUCUUUCAAAUGGCGCUUCAACAUCUUUGGUGGUCUCGCCGCCUCACCCUUACAGUGUAAAGCUACAAUCUUUGAGCGCUCACGUCAAGAAUCGUGAUUGGGGGAAGAUCUACAUUGAAUUGGACUCAUUUUUAAGGGAAUUACUGAUUACUAGAGAGGAUCUGGUGGUGAGAGCAAAAGAAAUUGCUAUACAAGGUGUCAAUAUCUCAAAACAAGUUCUUUCCAGCAGCACAUUGAUGCUUGGUGGGGGUGUCAAUUUUAUGGUCUCCAUUGCGCUGAAGGUGGCAUCAGGUGCUGCAGAAGUAGUUAAUUUUAUUUCUCAGUUGAUGGUUUUCCUAUCAGUAUUGUAUUAUCUGAUUACUUCUGAGUCAGGCGGGGCCACAGAGCAGGUGGUGGAGAUGUUACCAUUGUCAAAACAUGCAAGAUAUCGUUGUGUUGAGGUUAUCAAUCAUGCAAUUAGUAGUGUGUUAUUAGCGACUGCAAAGAUUGCCAUCAUCCAAGCUUGUUUGACAUGGCUGUUGUUAAGAUUCUGCUCAGUUCACUUUGUGUAUACAUCAACUCUGCUUGCAUUUAUUAGCUCAUUGCUGCCAAUGCUGCCCAUUUUUGUUUCAUCACUCCCUGCUGCAGUGCAGCUGUUUGUGGAAGGAAAAUACAUAUGGUCUAUAGGAUUAACUGUGAUUCACCUUACGCUUAUGGAUUUCGGUACUUCUGUAAUUCAAGAGGAUAUACCUGGUUAUAAUGCGUAUCUCACUGGUCUCAGCAUUAUUGGUGGUAUGACAUUGUUCCCUAAUGCUUUGGAGGGCGCCAUUAUGGGUCCACUGCUGAUGACAAUUGUCAUUGCUUUGAAGAACUUGUAUACAGAAUUUGUUCUAGCUGAAAAUAAGGAAAGUGAUGGAGAAUAUAUGGCCACUGCCAAAGGGGAUGGAACUAGUUAGUCUAUCAAGAGAACAUAUGAUAAGUUACUCUCAUAUUGUUAUGACUCUGCAGAUAGAUUAUUUGAUAAACUGGCAGUUCUGUACUCGUCUUCUUUCCAAAUGCACAUGGGUGUUGACAUUUCCCCUAUGAUCAAGUUGGUUGCUUUGACCUUCACUGCUCUGCUUUGCCACCUCUCUGCACAUUCAUCAAACAUGUGUUUUAAUUUAUGAAGUCAGGCCCAGGGUGUCCAACUUCCAUUUAUUUAAGAGUUUUUACCGUUUCAUAGGUUUUGUUUCAGAAAUGUUUGUGAACUGUUCCAGUUGCAGUGAAACAACUUAAAGUGUACUAUUUCAGAGAUCAAAUUUUCAGGUAUUCGUAAAUGGAGCUAGAGAGAUGAUCUAGAUCGAUUGGGAGAUGAAAUGCUUUGAGGCGUGCUAUCUGGAUUUUCUAUAUUGUGGGUUAAUCUUUUCAGCUGGUGUAAUUUGCUAUUUGGUUGUUUAUAGUAGCAACAAGAGGAUAAGGCAACCAGUGUUUCAUAAAGGGCAAGCUUAUGAGUCAUCUUCACCUAUAUUCCAAUUUAUCUUUCAUUAGCUUUGUUGGCCAGCCAGAACCAGCUUUACUGAAUGGUAAAGAUCCUCAUCUCUUAUUAUCUUCAAACUGAUAACUAGGAUCAUAAAUUGAGUUUUUAAUCUUGUCUUGCUGCAUUGAGUUUUUUCCUCGUCCAAAAUCAAGGGAGCAAGUAUUCUGGCGUUGUGGAGAACAAAAGCUUGUGGGUUGAUUUCUCCUAGAUAAAGAGGUUCUUAGUAAUUCUAUUGAAGUCUAGUAUUAUUUUCCUUUUUAGUUCCAUCCUCCAUCAAGCCUUCAUGUUGCUCUGGUUGCAAGGAUGGAGUCCACUAUCGAAUUGAGAGGGAGGUCCCAGUUCCCGUGUCUAAUUAACUUGUGUGUCAGUUAGCAGAGCUGUCAGCUUCAAAAUCCACAUCUGUCACUUUUCUAAAAAUUAAAUCCACAUCUGUCCUCUCACUUGUCAAUUCUAUUCCUCAAAUUUUCUUCUGCGCGUCGAUAAUUAUCUUACGCGCGAGAGAAGGCUAAGAGCUUACAACGCGACUUUAAACGUCGCGUUAUAAUGUUAUUGUGCAUUAACGUCGCGUUGCAAGAUGCUAACGUGGCGUUCAAAA